GACCAUUGGGCCGGGGGCCGUAGCCUGCAGUGCUGGCUCUGCUGUAGAGCGGUGCAGACUCCACCCUCCUGGGAGAUGACCAGGACGGGGCUCUGAGGAGCAAGAGGACCCUCCAGAGGGGGUUGGGGGAAGCCGGAAGUCUUGGAGCGGCGAUCUUUCUGCCUGCCCCUUGGUCGUUCUCCCUUCCCGGGGUCCUACGGGCUCUCUCUCUCUCUUUUUUUUUUCCGGGGACCUCCGAUCGCUUUGUCUUCGGGAAGCCGCAAGAAUGCGUGCAGCUCCCAGAGGAAGCCUGGAGCCAGAGGGAAUGGGCCCUGGGAGCCUCAGACCUCCUCAGGAGAGGGUGACAUUCAGGGAUGUGGCUGUGGACUUUACCCAGGAGGAGUGGGGCCUCUUGGACCCUCCUCAGAAGGAGAUGUACAAGGGGGUGAUGCUGGAGAAUGCCUGGAACCUGCUGUCACUGGGGCUUCCAGUUCUCAGAGAAGAUGUGAUCUGUUAUUUUGAUCAAAGGGAAGUACCCUGGAAACUGCAUCCAGAAGGCUUGAGGAGCUGUCCUCCAGGUGAGUGAGGAGAAAGCAGGGAUAUGAGCGUUGUGUUUACAAGAGACUUCUAGGAGCCACCAUGAAGUAAAAGCUUGGUUUGGGGGAGGAAGAACAGCCUUGGAAUAUUUUCAGAUAUGUUUUGGCAGUGGAUUCCUGGACUGUCACUGAAUCUCAGUUUCCCAUCAUAAAAUGAGUGGCUUACGCUCCAUGGCCUUGUGGGUCCCAACUCCCAGUGAUCAUCUGUGGCCCUAUAAGAGUCAUUGUUUGGAAUCUUGGGCAGUGGAAUUCUCCCGAAGGAGCCAAAGGGGCUCAGAAUGUCCGAGUGAGCCAUUUCUUAGGACUUCCAGUCAGCAAACAUUGUGGACCUGCUCCAUUCAGGACUGUGGGCCAAGCACCAGGAACAGAAAGAGAUGCAAGGGACAUCUGUUCUCAUGGAGGUCACAGCCUAGUGGGGCAGACAGUCUACCAGCAACUCUGUAGAAACCCACUGUGGACCAGAAAAAUUGUUUAAAUUUAUUGCCUUAGGAGGUUGCUAAUUAAUGAGGAUAAUAGUGGUUUAAGGAGAGCACAAUUGGGGAGAAAAUAAUCAAAAUGAAAUAAAACAGUGAGCAUUUGUAGGACACCUACUGUGUGCCAUGCACUAGAUAAAUAUGGUCUCAUUUUAUCCUCAUGAGAACCCUAGGACUUAGGUACUAGUAUUAGCCUCAUUUUAGAGAUAAACUGAGGAAAACAGAGGUCCUGUAACUGGACUAGCAAGCUUCUGAGAUGUGAAUAAAACUCGGUUCUUACUGAUUCUAGGCCCUAUGCACAGUUUUUCCACUGUCCCCCCAGCUCUAUUCUGAUUCUGAAACUGAUAUGAUGAAAAUGGUCACAUAUGUGGAAAAUAGAAGAAUCAGACAAGGUAUCAUGGAGAGAUGGAGUUUCACUUUAUAAAACUCUAACCAGUCAAAAUUAUAAGUACAUUAACAAUGUACACAAAUGCAUUCAAAGGUCACUUGCAAAUAUUGCUUUUUUUUGUAACAAUGUUUAAUAAUGCAAAGCAACCUUUAAAAGGAUAGAAUUUCAUCAGAUAUUUUUCUGUUUUUUCUACCAUGGCUGAAGUGGCUACAUUAUGACUGACCAACCCAUGUUGCCAACCAAUGCCUUUGAGAAACUGCCAGACAGAAGAAGAGUAACAUAAAAAGAGGAUAUGCUCAAAUUAGAAAAUGAACUUAGCAUUUCAGUGAGUAGUAUGUCAAGGUCCAUUUUGUAGAAAGGUUGUAGACUUCCAUGAUGAUUUCAUGAUGGCUUCAACUGUGCAUUGCUAGGGACCAUGGUUUUCAGGUAGCCUGCCCUCACUGAUGCAAGAAUGGAAAGCCAGAUAACAUCUAGAUCUGGUGGCUACUGGUUUGAUGGAUGUGAUAACUUGGUAACCCAGGAUUGAGAGAACUAUUCUGAUGCAAUAACAGACAGAUACUGAGGGUCCUUUCAUGCCCGUGGCCAUUUGUACUUGAAUAUCCAAUCUUUCUGGAAUUUUGAAAGCAAUUUAAUGUCAAGUUGAGAAACCGAAAGAAUGUGUUGCACUUAGAAGCCCUCAGAGUUUGGUGUAAUCACUGCAUGAUCUCAUAAAGCUGUGUAUUUCUGAUCAUGGUAGUUUGAAAUCACUGCAGAAAGAUAGUUGUUAAGAUAGAUAGAUGCACAUACAUGUCCCAGAGGACAAUUUACCACUUACGGUGGCACUGUUAAAUGUUUCGGGUAAAUCUCUUGGGGAUUUUUUUUUUAAUUGUGUUUGUUAAAAGAAUAAGUAAGGGAAUAUGAUCA
Sarcophilus harrisii (Tasmanian devil) is the source of this 2339-nucleotide messenger RNA. Its product is annotated as putative protein ZNF720. The record is from RefSeq and is a predicted model, not a curated record. The coding region runs from base 266 to 565 and encodes 99 amino acids. The transcript is spliced from 4 exons. Gene Ontology annotation, biological process: regulation of DNA-templated transcription. NCBI's taxonomy places the organism in Eukaryota, Metazoa, Chordata, Mammalia, Dasyuromorphia, Dasyuridae.